This is a messenger RNA of Glarea lozoyensis ATCC 20868, 978 nucleotides long. RefSeq lists its product as uncharacterized. The coding region runs from base 1 to 978 and encodes 325 amino acids. Lineage: Eukaryota; Fungi; Ascomycota; Leotiomycetes; Helotiales; Helotiaceae. The record is from RefSeq and is a predicted model, not a curated record. The transcript has a single exon.
AUGUCACAAAAUUCUUUUGAAUUUGCAGCAACUCCAGCUCAGCCAUACUGCUACGGCCCCGUCAGUAUACAGCCAGACGCUGCCAAAAGCGAAGAAAAGAUUGAAACCAUCGAAAGCACUACAGAGUACGAGAAAUUGCAAUUACUCCUAGCUCCAAUACCUCCCUUGAGUCCGCUCAAAAAGCGGAAAUCUUCCAAUGACGAAACGAGUUACCAGCGGUGUCGAGAAACCAGGGAGACGCGGAGAUUGCGGAGGGCAAGAAAGAUCAAGCUUAGAGAGUCGGCACAGAAAGCGAUCCACGAAUUCCAGCGGUAUGACAACAGUAUAGAGAGUGAUUCUGAUCAAUUGAGUGUCGGGUCAAAUAUGGAAAGCGGCAAACUAUUUGAAACCCCCACUGAACAUAGCUUGUCAGCGAAGGCGAUCCAGAAACAAGCGAGGGAACAGCAUCCGCCAUCACCACCAAGCCCGGUCAAGCGCCGACGUAUGUUCGGAGAUGACGAAAAGGCUUUCAGGGAGUACACUAAGAACCGACGGGCCAAGUACCGCGUGUUCUGGAGGGCAGCAAAUCGGGCAUAUGUCAAUGCGUACAUGAAGUCAUACAGUCACCGCGCAAGGGAGAUUCAGAAAGGUAAUCCCUGCCCGCCUAGUUUGCUUACUAUGGAUGAGCAUAGAAAGAGUCUUGAGAGUCCAGAUGCCCGGAGUCUUAGUGGAGAAGGGCUGACUGAUAACAAACCUACCACUAAGACGGGUUUAGCAGAAGCAAAUAGCUUCUCGGGGGAAGGUCAGUAUUUAUAUAUGGAAGACCAGUACAUUUACAGUACUUACCCAGCCUUCGAAAAUAAAUAUCUCGCAACUGAUUCUUAUGUCCCGAUGGUCCCAAUGGAAGUACAAAAUCCUGGCACUUAUGGAGAGAAUUUUUACAGCCCUUACACAUCCUUCCCCUACGAUGUAAAUUACACGAGCGGGAACUGGCUGUAG